Messenger RNA from Oppiella nova, 768 nucleotides. NCBI's taxonomy places the organism in Eukaryota, Metazoa, Arthropoda, Arachnida, Sarcoptiformes, Oppiidae. The record is from the annotation of a GenBank genome assembly.
UUCUACGCGUGAAAUACCUUCAGUUAAUGAAAGUGUAUUAAUAUCUGACGUUUAAUCGUACGGAUUGUGUGUAUAAGACUGACUAUUACCUAGCUCCAUUUUCCAUUGGCUGUGACAAUGGGUGCAAAUAACGGCAAAUCGCUAAAUAGUGGACACAAUUCAAAGUCGCGAUCACUUCUUCGGCUGUCAUCCAAGUCGUUGAGCAGAUCUCGCGGCUACUCGUCGUCCAACCGACUGUCGGCUAAUAAUAAUUGCAAUUUAAUGCAAGACUUAGACAUUUAUUUCAUCCGUCAAAUCGCUAGGAGUUUAAGAGAGUACGAUUUGGAGCAGAAGAUAGACCUGGAGAUCAAGAUGAGAGAGGGGACGACCAAACUGUUGGCCGCCUGUAAGCACUCCAAUCAGACCCUCGAAGCGGCCAAAUCUCUGCUCACAUCCAACGAACGGAUGAUCGCAUACAUGAGUGAAUUGCAGAGACGGAGGGCCACCGAAAGGCACCAAAAUAAGGAGGACCUCAAGAUGAAAUAUUUGAACCCUAAAGGCGACGGCGGAAAAGCAAAAGUUUCAGUCUCUGAUAUCCGAAUGCCAUUGAUAUGGAAAGACUCGGAUCACUUCAAAAACAAAGGCGAUUACCGGCGGUUCGCUGUGUUUUGUCUGCUGAAGAUCGGCACAGAGAUCUACGACACAAUUAUGGUGACAAAUGUGGACAGAAGUAUGACUGACAUCCAGUUCGACGACAUCUGUGUCUUCGCCAACAUUCCGCCCGAUUUU